Messenger RNA from Hypoxylon trugodes, 1173 nucleotides. RefSeq lists its product as uncharacterized. Lineage: Eukaryota; Fungi; Ascomycota; Sordariomycetes; Xylariales; Hypoxylaceae. Bases 1 to 1173 code for a protein of 390 amino acids. The transcript has a single exon. The record is from RefSeq and is a predicted model, not a curated record.
AUGUCAUCCACUGCUAUCGCCGAGAUCUCUCGGUCAGAUCUCCGUAGCUUACCUGAUGCCCCGACUACUGCGUCGAUCUCAAACGCCAAGCAUUUGUCCUCUUAUAAUUGGAUCGAAGCCCCUACACCAACUAUUGCCGUUCCCGGCAGUCCGGCACUUUGGGCCGCUCCUAAAACUGCUCAGAAGUUGAAGCAAGAUUCCGGACUCAUAUACAUUGCACAGAAUGCGGCUCGUCACCCAGAUAGUCCACUGGAGCCAUUAUUUCGUGCUCUAUAUAUCACGAAUCCCUCGUUCGACAUCAACUCUAUCGAUGUUGUGACUGAUCGGAACAACAUCCGCAAACUCCUUAGUUUCAUCGAACCCAGUAUGUCGAAGAAUGGCCUUGAAGAAUUCACCAUCGGCGUGGAAACCGUGGGGAAUACCGUCAUAUUCUCUCGCGAUGAGGCCAAAACUCAGGAGAUCAUUCGUCCACACGAGUUCAGGGGCUUUGGUCACGAAUUCGAAAAAGCGUAUACAACCGACAAGGUCAAAGACAGUACUGGCCAUCAUCGAAUAAUCUCAUAUAGCUUUGGUGGCUUGAACCUCAUUGUGCGCUAUGAGACGGAUGGGUACGUAGGUACCAAUAGCAUGCCGUCUUCCAGUAGCAAAGGACAGGCACCCGCGGAUUUAUCCAGCAUACUAGAGUCCUUAUCCCUAGGGCCAUCUUCCAAACCUCCUGCCGUCGAUCCGAAGGGAUCCAAAUUGACCAUUAAAGAAAAUGGUCAGAUGGUUACUCAAGGCUCAACUCUCGAAAUCAAGACUCGCGUCUCCCAUAAACCGAUUGAGAUCCGCGAAGUCGCACCACAGCUUUGGGCUUCCCAGACCCCAAGACUCGUCCGGGCUUAUCACCAACGAGGAGUAUUUCGGCCGCCAGUGGUGGAGGAUGUAUCCGCUCAGGUCAAAAGAUGGGAAUUGGACAAUCAGAUACACCUUAGACGCCUUGUGGCGCUAAUUCGCAAGAUUAUGAGCCUAGCGAGAAGUCGCAAUGGAAGCGUUGUGCUCAAAUAUGACCCGACGCGGGACAAGUUGGUUGUGCGGGAAGUACAUCGGAAGAAAAUGCUGCCUGAGGACUUAUAUGCUAAGUGGAAUGACGGCAAGACCGUUACGGAAGCUCUGAAUGGAUUGGAGGUUUGA